AGGCGCCGUCCGGGACCAGCACGCGCCCGCUCCUUUCUGUCGCACGAGUCCUGGGGUCUCCGCACCUCUCCAGCCCGUGCACUCGCGCCCCCGUCCGUGCCCAGCCGGAGUCGAGUGUCCUGGGUAGCCUGAGGCCACGGGGCUGGGCAGGACACCGGGUUCCCUGCAAGCCGCCCCAGGCUUAAUGAUUGUCCAGAAGGUGGCUAUAAAGGGAGCCUGGGAGGCUGGGCAGAGGAGGGAGCAGAAAAAGCCUAACUCAGCAGAUCUGGGCACUGAGAGCUGCAAGCAGGAGCCGUGGUCAGAGACUCUGUGUCCUGGCCAGUAGGGCCUGCUCCUUCCCACCAUGGCGGCCCGGGGCUACGGCUAUUACCGCACUGCGAUCUUCUCGGCCAUGUUUGGAGGCUACAGCCUGUACUACUUCAACCGCAAGACCUUCUCCUUUGUCAUGCCAUCAUUGGUGGAGGAGAUCCCUCUGGACAAGGAUGACUUGGGGCUCAUCACCAGCAGCCAGUCGGCAGCCUACGCCAUCAGCAAGUUUGUGAGUGGGGUGCUGUCUGACCAGAUGAGUGCUCGCUGGCUCUUCUCUUCUGGGCUGCUCCUGGUUGGCCUGGUCAACAUAGUCUUUUCCUGGAGCUCCACAGUACCUGUCUUUGCUACUCUCUGGUUCCUCAAUGGCCUGGCACAGGGGCUGGGCUGGCCCCCAUGUGGCAAAGUCCUGCGGAAGUGGUUUGAGCCAUCUCAGUUUGGCACCUGGUGGGCCAUCCUAUCAACCAGCAUGAACCUGGCUGGAGGGCUGGGCCCCAUCCUGGCAACCAUCCUUGCCCAGAGCUACAGCUGGCGCAGCACGCUGGCCCUAUCUGGGGCACUGUGUGUGGUUGUCUCCUUCCUCUGCCUCCUGCUCAUCCACAAUGAACCUGCUGAUGUUGGACUCCGCAACCUGGACCUCACCCCCUCCAAGGGCAAGAAGGGCUCCUUGAAGGAGGAGAGUACCUUACAGGAGCUGCUGCUGACCCCCUACCUGUGGGUGCUCUCCACUGGCUACCUUGUGGUGUUUGGAGUAAAGACGUGCUGUACUGACUGGGGCCAGUUCUUCCUUAUCCAGGAGAGAGGACAGUCAGCCCUCGUGGGUAGCUCCUACAUGAGUGCCCUGGAGGUUGGGGGCCUUGUAGGCAGCAUCGCAGCUGGCUACCUGUCAGACCGGGCCAUGGCCAAGGCAGGGCUGUCUGUCUAUGGGAACCCCCGCCAUGGCCUGCUGCUAUUCAUGAUGGCUGGCAUGACAGCGUCCAUGUACCUCUUCCGGGUAACUGUGACCAGUGACUCCCCCAAGCUCUGGAUCCUGGUGUUGGGAGCUGUGUUUGGUUUCUCCUCUUAUGGUCCCAUUGCCUUGUUUGGAGUUAUAGCCAAUGAGUGUGCCCCUCCCAACUUGUGUGGCACCUCCCAUGCCAUCGUGGGACUCAUGGCCAAUGUGGGCGGCUUUCUGGCUGGGUUGCCCUUCAGCACCAUUGCCAAGCAUUACAGCUGGAGCACAGCCUUCUGGGUGGCUGAACUGAUCUGUGCGGCCAGCACAGGUGCCUUCUUCCUUCUACGAAAUAUCCGCACCAAGAUGGGCCGAGUGCCCAAGAAGGCUGAGUGAAGACACUGCGGGCUCUGGAGCAUUCUGUCCCACUUGUGGCCUUUCCCCUUCAUGGUGGUGGGGGAAGGGAGGGAGGGGGCUAUCUGGCUAGCACCUUUGACUUUCCCUUUCUGCUCCUCUUCCUUCAUCCAAGCGGCGCUGGAAAUUAUCAGUGGCUAAUGAGAUCCCAGCUCCCCAUCCGAUCUCUAUUUAAAAGGCAGCCUUUGUUCUUGGACUCCAUUAGCUCCUAUUUCCUGCCUUCAAAGAGGAAACCCCUGCACUCAGGGAGUUUCCUAUACCCUUCUCCCUUUUCUGGGCUCUGCCCUUCCCCACCCCACCCCAUCCUCAUCUGAGGAGAGGCUCCUCCUGCAGCGGCAGGGCAGCAGUGGCCCAGGACUUCUGCCCUGAGGCCUCUCAGCAGGGGGCAGCCGCUCCUGCCAAUACCUCGGACUCCAGGGGAAGACAGUCACUCUCACCAAUACCCAGGGUACAGCAGGGGGUUAUGGGUGGGCGGGUAUAAAGACUUGUUAUAGAAAAUUAAAACUAGAUUUGAUACUAAACCCUGUCAGUGAGUCAUUCUUUCAAAAGGGGUAACACAAGCCAGAGACAGCUUUCUUUGGGAAAUACUCCAUUAAUACCUGCUUUUUCCACCGGAAAGAGAGACUUCAUUCCCCUGGAAGGGAAAGCUGAAGUGUAGAUGGACUCCUUUAAGCUCAUGUCUCUACUGCCUUCAACUUCAUACUACAUAAUUCAACGCACAUUUUGGAGAUAAAGCUACUGGGUGUUGGGGCAGGUUAAAUAACUUGAUGGAAGGAGGCAACAGUGUAGUCAGAAAGCCUGGGUUGAAACUCAGUCUGCUGGCAACUAGCUUUGAGACUUUGAGGCAGAGAGUUUUGUACACUGCUUGCUAAAUCUCAUCUGUAAUAGAAACAGAAUGUACCCCGAGGUAAGGGAGAGAAUUAAGUGAGAUAAAGCAGGAAAACCUG
Hippopotamus amphibius kiboko is the source of this 2598-nucleotide messenger RNA. It is a transcript of the gene SLC37A4, whose product is annotated as solute carrier family 37 member 4. The transcript is spliced from 9 exons. The coding region runs from base 344 to 1633 and encodes 429 amino acids. Gene Ontology annotation, cellular component: endoplasmic reticulum membrane. Gene Ontology annotation, biological process: phosphate ion transmembrane transport; glucose-6-phosphate transport. NCBI's taxonomy places the organism in Eukaryota, Metazoa, Chordata, Mammalia, Artiodactyla, Hippopotamidae. The record is from RefSeq and is a predicted model, not a curated record. Gene Ontology annotation, molecular function: glucose 6-phosphate:phosphate antiporter activity.